AUGUCCCAGUUUAGUACAGUCGGAGUGGCGGAAACGGAUGGUGUGUAAAUUGUCUGCACCAUUUGGUGGGAAUAAUCUAGUUCGACGGUUAAGGCUGGCAUUUGUAUUCGACACAUCGUGUGUCCACAUUUUUCAAACAUUCUCACACCCUGUGUUGCCCCCAACCCCUGUACAAGGGUAAACUAGAAGGGAGGCACAGACAGAGACAUUUCCAAACGGAAAGUCAAGCGCGAAAGUUCAUCCCCUUAUCUGAACUUGUGUGACUAUCGGUGCUUGAGUGGCAGGAAGAGAAUUAUGAAUUUUUUACUCACCCCCGGGGUCAUAGGUGAGAAGAAUACGAAGAAUCCCCUGUUCAUCUCACGAUGGCGCAUCAAACCACCAAAUUGCGGUGCGUGAAGUGUUAGUGAGAUAUAUUGCAGAGGGCCCCCAAAAGGUGUGCUUGCCCUCUUGAACAGGCUUGUGCUGUAGGUGGGGGUGGUAAUCUUGGGGUGGCUGAACUUUCACACCUUUGCCACCCACAACCCCCAAAACCCUUUUUAAUAAAUUCACAAAAACCACCAGUGGUGUGCAAUUUAUCUGGGCAAUUAGCACUUGUCGCCGGGACAGCAAGUGUUAGCAAAGGAUUUAUUUGGAGCGGAAGUUAAUUGCAAAAUAGAACUACGAGCUGCGGAUCACUAUGUGGCUUCCCCAAUUUGGAUGGAUGCUCGCGAUGAUUAUGGGCUGUAUAUACCAGAUUGAGGGUAUUCCUGGUCCUAAGAUAGCAACUGCUAAGAGACCUAAAUCAUCUCCAUCCUCCCAAGCGCCUACAAGAACCCCAAUAGUCCCAGACCUCUGUUCCAAAGCACCUGAUAUGAAGGUCAUAUGCCACUGUAGCACAGAUGCACGACGGUUAGUAACUAAAGCAGAUUGCUGGGUCUUAGGUUCUGAUCUAUCCCGCAAAGAUCCCAUCUGGUCCACCUUCUUUGCCCAUACCUCAAUAACCGAGGUGAAGUUUAUCACAUUCGCCGAGGGCAAUCUGACGUAUGUACCCAGUCGCGCCAUUCAAAUCCUCUCGAUCCUGUCCAAGCUCAGUAUCUCCUUUACGCAAAUCACAGAGGUUGGCGCCUAUGCCCUAUCUAAUGCCACGCACCUAGCUAAGUUGGAGUUCACUAACAACACACAACUGAGAUCACUGAGAAGAUUUGCCUUCGCCAAUCACCCCGUCCUGUUUGAUGUCAAUUUGGAGGCUAAUCACAUCAGUGAAAUUGAGGUACAGGCCUUUGUCAAUCUACCCCAUCUGGAAGUACUCAGGUUGGGCUACAACAACAUCACCUUGCUGCCGGAUGAUGUCUUUGGAACACUUGGGGUACUCAAGCACCUCCAGAUGCAGCACAAUCAAAUUGCUCAGCUAUCGCGAGAUAUUUUCAAAGGACUGGGAAAUCUUCUCAGCUUAGACAUUUCCUCAAAUAACCUAACAUUUGUGGGAAAUACGGUUUUUGCGGAAUUGUGGAGCCUGCAAGAGCUAGCGAUGCAGAAUAACAAAAUUGAGCAAAUAUCCGAGAGAGCUUUUGAUGGCCUCAACAAUCUGCACACCCUAAAAUUACAGCACAAUCGCCUGAUCGCACUCCACAAUGGCAUCUUCACCGUUGUACCUGCCCUGAAUUCCCUCAAUUUGCUGGAUAAUCAACUUGAAACACUCACAUACGAUAAUCUCCAUCCAAUCUACGGUAAUCUCCUGCGGAUAGACAGCAUGCUCAACAUCGAUGAGAACAAAUUUAUUUGUGAUUGUCGCCUGGCGUGGAUUUUUGACCUAAGAAAUGGGACAAACAACACCAAGCUUCGGCAUUCUCUGCGUGAUCUUGAGUGCAUUCUGGACACCUCUCGGAUGGGUAUUCAGUUGAUUUCGAGCAGGAAGGUGAGGAUUGAUUAUUACGACGGUGAUGAGGGAGACACAGAGGAAGUAAAUGACAUUGUGGCUCAAAAGAAGAAAAGUCAUGUGAGUGAUCAGGGUCCGCGGGCAGUGAGACUGUUGAGCCUAAUGAAGGAGCAUCUGCCAUGCCAUCAAGAACUACAGUUUCCAACGGAACUCCCGAAACCUCAGGAGUCCAUUAAGGUUAUCCCUGAACACGAUGAAUUGCAUCAGACAACGUCAAAUAUGGCACCCGGAACGAGGUUGGUCAGCUGCCUGGUCAUCCUCUUUGUGUCAAUCCAAGCACUUUUUUCACCACUAAUGCCAUCCAUCAUCAAUUAGGGCCAAACAUGGCCAUGACCCAAUGGGUCUCAGUGAAUUUGUGGCAAAUCGGAUUUGGCACCGUAUUAUACAUAUUGGGUUGAAGUACUUAAAAUGUCGCAAUUUUUUUGUUCCUUUUAAGAAAUUUCAUACUUGUGUAAUGUAAUCUAAAUUAUGACAAACAUGACUGUUUGAAACGGAACGAAAAGAAUUUCUUCAAAAGUCUAUACUUCGGAAGAGAAAACCAUAAGGAAAUUUAUUUCUAAAUACUUCCAAGUUCAUGGGGGACUUGGUGAUUCUAUACGAUCAAUUUCGAUACUCUAGCAUUAACCCCUUGUUUUAAUAACAAGAGGUCAAUUGAGUUUAAGAUACUGUACAGACGGAACUGUAACUAGAGCCACGAAUAAAAGUCAUUAAGGAGCUAUGACGAUCUAUCUA
This is a messenger RNA of Phlebotomus papatasi, 2647 nucleotides long. RefSeq names its product connectin-like. The transcript has 4 exons. The coding region runs from base 677 to 2230 and encodes 517 amino acids. The record is from RefSeq and is a predicted model, not a curated record. Lineage: Eukaryota; Metazoa; Arthropoda; Insecta; Diptera; Psychodidae. Gene Ontology annotation, molecular function: protein binding.